AUGAGUCUCAGACAAAAUAAUUCAAAUAAUUCUCUGAGAACAUCGUCACUGAAUAGCAAAAGUGCGCUUCAUUCUGAAGAAAUAACUAAUGUUGAAAAUAUAAUACAAAUACUUAAACAAAAUAAUGAGACUUUAAAAAAAUCCUUAGAUUUUAAAGAUGUCAGAAUAGGAAAUUUAGUACGUGAAAAAGAAAAGCUAUACGAGGAAUUGAAAUGUGCACAGCGAACAAAUAGAAAUUUAUACCAACAAUUAACUGACGAAAGAGAUAUACACUUUAAGGAAAAAGAAUAUUUGGUCGAUGAUAUUAAAAGGUUGUCCUUUGCAAGACGCGGAGAUAUACUUUUCACGUCAUUGCAAGAAGAAAUUAAAGAAAAAGAUGAAAUAAUUUACAACUUAUGUGCUAAAUAUUUAAAAAUGAAAUCAAACAAAAUAAUAUUGCAAAAAAGGUUGAUGAAGUUACAGAAGCAUAGUGAAAAGUUGUGUGAAAACCUCAUAUUAAUACUACAAGAAAACAGAGAAGCUCUAGAUAUUCUACUUAAUAAUUUAUUAAGGAUGUCUAAUAUUUCGAAAGCCGGUAAAAAGCUUCUAAAAUUAUUGAAAACUAACGCACGACUUUAUUACGAAAACACGCAAUUGAAAAUUUACAUGAUAACUGGGAAAGAAACUUAUAUAAAAGAAGGUAUAAGUAUGCCUAGUUUUAGGUCAUUGAAAUAUUCAAGUUCGAAGGAAAAAGAUAUCUUCAGGUGUAAACCGAAACAAAAAUGUCUGCAACGUUCGAUGUCUACAAACGCCAAUCAUUUUUUCAAAUAUUCUGAAGGUAUAACCGAUUUGAAAACUAUACAUAACUCUUUAUCGCCACACUUAAGUAGAGAACUUUAUAGAUCAAAAUCUGACAGUAAUUUGACUAAUUUGAAGUAA
Parnassius mnemosyne (clouded apollo) is the source of this 918-nucleotide messenger RNA. The record is from the annotation of a GenBank genome assembly. Lineage: Eukaryota; Metazoa; Arthropoda; Insecta; Lepidoptera; Papilionidae.